Molecule: messenger RNA, 681 nt
Organism: Solea solea (common sole)
Lineage: Eukaryota; Metazoa; Chordata; Actinopteri; Pleuronectiformes; Soleidae
Gene: magoh
Product: mago homolog, exon junction complex subunit
Exons: 5
Coding region: 103-546 (147 amino acids)
Biological process (GO): RNA splicing
Cellular component (GO): exon-exon junction complex; catalytic step 2 spliceosome; nucleus
Source: RefSeq, a predicted model, not a curated record
GCGCAUGCGCAGAGGUUUCUCGAGUCCCUGCGUCGCUGCAGCUCGCCGAGUUUUGUUCCGCUGUUUCACCAGAGCGAAAUCUUAAUUUUCUGGACAGUCACCAUGUCAACCAGCGACUUCUACCUCAGAUAUUAUGUUGGACACAAGGGCAAGUUCGGACACGAGUUCCUGGAGUUCGAAUUCAGGCCCGACGGUAAACUGAGGUACGCCAACAACAGUAACUACAAGAAUGACGUCAUGAUCAGGAAAGAGGCGUACGUUCACAAAAGUGUGAUGGAGGAGCUGAAGAGGAUCAUUGACGACAGUGAGAUCACAAAGGAAGACGACGCGCUGUGGCCGCCUCCUGACAGAGUCGGCAGACAGGAACUGGAGAUCGUCAUCGGGGACGAACACAUUUCAUUCACAACUUCCAAAAUCGGCUCCUUGAUCGACGUGAACCAGUCAAAGGAUCCUGAAGGUCUUCGUGUCUUCUACUACCUGGUCCAGGACCUGAAAUGUCUGGUCUUCAGUCUCAUCGGCCUUCACUUUAAGAUCAAACCCAUCUAAACAAAAAAAAGAAGUGGACUUUCCUGGUUUUAAUUUUCUUUGGCUCAUGUUUCUGUUGUUGAAUGACCACAUUUGUACAUUUGCUUUUGGUGGAACUUGUUUUUUUAUUUUAAAUAAAGGGUUAGAAAAACAGAA